Molecule: messenger RNA, 1200 nt
Organism: Osmerus eperlanus (European smelt)
Lineage: Eukaryota; Metazoa; Chordata; Actinopteri; Osmeriformes; Osmeridae
Gene: prelid1b
Product: PRELI domain containing 1b
Exons: 6
Coding region: 493-1161 (222 amino acids)
Biological process (GO): phospholipid transport
Cellular component (GO): mitochondrial intermembrane space
Molecular function (GO): phosphatidic acid transfer activity
Source: RefSeq, a predicted model, not a curated record
CCUUUGUUUGGUUUUAGGCUAGCUAGCGAGCGAGAUAACGUCUGUUUUUGGGACAUCGCUAGCUAGCUAGCUGUCUAUCUUUUCUAGCAGACUUAACACAUACUAUGAUAACACUGACACGUAUGAAUGCCUUAGAAGUCUUGAAAAACAAUGGCUCCACUUUCGUAUGUAUUUAUCAGCUAUUGUUAGUUAGCUAGCUCGUCUCACGCUACGUGUGGUAGCUAGACAAAUGGCUAGCUGAUUGGUCAGCUGAACUGUACGCAGUUACAGCUUCUAAGCAAUCAGUCUUUCUCCAGUACCAUCCGCUAGCUAUCUACCUUUGCCGAAUACAAAACAUCAUCAACUCCAAGCCUACAUACAAUGUUAUCUGUCAUCAAAUCGCAUUCAGCUAUCUAACCAGCGUUAAGGUUCAAUCAGCUGUAACCCACAGCAUCUUCCCAGUGAUGUGUAAAGCCCUCUAGCCCAAUCUUCUUGGCAGUGUGUGGAGUGCAGAUGGGGAAGUACUUCUGCAGUGAGACAUACAUCCUGAGUGGCUGGGAUCAGGUGCUGAUGGCCUUCUGGCUGCGCUACCCCAACCCCUUCAGCGCCCAUGUCCUGACGGAGGACGUGGUGUUCCGGGAGCUGACCGCAGACAGGCGCUUGUUGUCACGGCGACUGCUGACCAAGACCAAUCGCCUUCCUCGCUGGGCGGAGAAGGUAUUUCCAGCACACCUGUCCAGGUGUGUCUACAUUCUGGAAGAUUCUGUGGUCGACCCCCACACACACCAAAUGACCACAACCUCCUGGAACCUCAACCACAACACCCUGAUGACCAUAGUGGAGAGGUGUGUGUUUCAGCAGGAGGCUGAGAAGACUCACCUGAGGAGGGAAGCAUGGAUCUCCUCUGGAGUCUACGGGCUCUCCAGACCUAUCCAGGUACACACACACACACACACAGCAUGGAUCUCCUCUGGAGUCUACGGGCUCUCCAGACCUAUCCAGGAGUUUGGCCUGGCCAGGUUUAAGAGUAAUCAGAUGAAAGCUGUGAAGGGGCUGGAGUACGCACUCUCUAAACUGCAGAAGAUGCCCCCCUGUCUCCUUGGCGACCAGGAAUCAGAGAAGCCAAAGUCCCUGCCGCCUUCAGCUGCCUCCACUACCCAGAAGCCUCAGCAUUUCGCAUGACCCCUGACCCCAACACUUCCUGGUUACACGCCUCUUUAU